Messenger RNA from Pyrenophora tritici-repentis Pt-1C-BFP, 1332 nucleotides. RefSeq names its product WLM domain containing protein. The record is from RefSeq and is a predicted model, not a curated record. NCBI's taxonomy places the organism in Eukaryota, Fungi, Ascomycota, Dothideomycetes, Pleosporales, Pleosporaceae.
AUGCCCCUCGGUUUCGAGCGCCUGAACGAGCGCACCCAACGCCCCAAUGCGCACAUAAACUUCAUCCGCACCCUCCCCGGCAGCACCUCCGCCACCGCCCUUGCCAUCCUAAACCGGGUGGCAGCAAUAUGCUACCCCUUCAUGAAGUCGCACCAAAUCCUCGUGCAAGCGCUCGAAGAAUACCCCUACAACACCGAGUUCGUGGGCCGCAACUUCAACGCCGGCGAAGUCAUACAACUCGUGUUGCGGGACCGGCAGGGGCGAUGGCUACCGCAGCGCAUGGUGGAAAUGGUCAUGGUACAUGAGCUAGCGCAUUGCAAGCAGAUGAACCAUAGUAAGGCGUUUUGGAAGGUGAGGGAUGGGUAUGCGGUGGAAUUGAGGGCGCUUUGGGCGAGGGGGUACACUGGCGAAGGGUUGUGGGGAAGAGGACGGGAAUUGGAUACUGGGGUGGUACAGGCGCGUGAGGGGGAGUCAGUGGAUGUACCGGAGCAUCUUUGUGGAGGGACGUAUGGGCGGAGAGCGGGGAAGAGGAAGAGAGGCGGGAAAGAUACGUCAACACUAAGUUAUGCGGAGAGGAAACAGAGGAGGAUACUGAAGAAAUUCGGAGCUGGUGGCAAGGCCUUGGGCGCCGACGACGACACAAAAGUCAAGCUGGAAAAGGGUGUACCGAAGAAAGGCAAACCCAGGGUCGCUGGCAGCGCCAGAGGACGCGAUCUCCGAGCCGCCGCGGCACUAGCUCGCUUCGACACAGUCAAGAAAGAAGACGUAACGAUAAAAAAGGAAGAAGAAGCCUCUUCCUCAGACACCGACACAGAAGACGAGUUCCAAGAAGGCGACCAGAACGGCGCUGCAGUCGACAUCGACGGCAAAAGCAUGUUCGACGACAAAGGCCGCGCGCUCAUCAAAAUAUGCGACGACGAAGACGACAAAGACGGUGAUGCGAGGAGGGAAAGGGAUGAGAUAGAGGGUUUUGCUCCCCAACGGUCGAAGAAAACGCAGGUCAAGACACCGGCACCUUCGGCGAAGGGCGCGACGAAACCACUUACGUCCAAGACGGCCAUUCCCUCACAAGCUUCACCCAAGACCACCCUCCCCAACCCACCACCCCGCCGUACCAAACCGCAAACCCCACCAACCUUUGCUUGCCCCAUCUGUUCACUAGCAAACGACCCCUCAGCACUAACCUGCAUGGCCUGCGCAAACGUACUAAACAAAGAGCUCGUACCCGAUUCUUGGUCCUGCAAGAGCGAGGCUUGUAAAGGGAGUCUGUAUGUGAAUGCUGGGGACGCGGGUGGGUGUGGGGUCUGUGGUGUGGGGUGUAGGAAGGGGUGA